UUCCUUUGCGGGACGUCCAGUGAAUGCGGCACCUAAUCCGUGUAUGUUCGGCAGGCGUCGCGUUCAAUUCAGCUGAUGGUUCUCGGGACAUUGUCCGCCAUGUCCCACUCUAUGUCACCGAUGAGUCAAAUUCAGAAGGAAUUUCCAGAAGGACAUGUCGCAUAAUUAUACCAGAACUGUGUCCAAUAGUCAAAUAUUUCUAUCGAAUGCUGCGAAAUCAGAACGUUUUAUUGCACUUGUUUUUCAAAAAUCGGGAUAUUCAUUUGCUAUACCUCAUGGAAUUUCUCUUAGUUAAAUGAAAUUUUACCAGUAGGAUGUCAUCUCAAAAGAAGCCGCACCUUCCCAUUAUAGUGGCUUUGCUUCCAGUGUUUUCUCUCUUCGUUUCGGCCGCCAUAGCAGCGACAGAGAAAGAGACCAUCAUGUUCAAAUGCGGGGACGGCAUUGGAAUUCCAACGGCUAAUAUCAAAGCAAGAUAUCAGGCAAGGAGCAAAGUAGACUGCGCCGUACUGUGUUUAAAUCAUGGAGAUGCGUGUGAGAACAUGCAUUAUAAUCCGUCCAAAACAAAUUCUGUGAACUGUUUUAUCGGGAGUGCAAUCAAUCUCAAGCGAGGGUAUGGGACAUGCACUGGGUUGGUAACCACACCAGGUGUCGUCAGCUUCUACAGGAAAGUUGAAUGUCAGGGCGGCAAUAUCGACAACACCACAGGAAUGUGUGUAUGUCCGCGCGGAUACGGUGGGAAGGCUUGCGCAACCAGGAUAAACGAUUGUUCUGACACCACGGCUACAGAAUGGCACGGUGAGUGGGUCUUCCCACCAAACGCCCCGAAACCGUUUGAGGUUAUGUGUUAUUCGCAAAUAACAUUCCUCAUGAAAAGAUUCGAACUGGCAGCGUCAUUCCUUUUUUUCGUCAGAAAUUGGAAUUCCCAAGCCACGGUCUCUUUCAAUCGUAGCUAUGAAGAUUAUGCAGCAGGUUUCGGUGGUAUCAAAGGCUACGACUAUUAUCUGGGAAACCGGAAAAUCCAUUACCUAACCAACUGGACCAGGAGCCAAUAUAUCUCUCUGAAACUCUACAGGUUCAAAGAUAAAAGCUUCACGAGGUACUACUCCACCAUGAGAGUGCAGAGCGAAGCUGAUAAGUUUCGAAUAACCAUGUCGGUAUUGAGGCGAGGCGAGAAUACUGAUGCAGAUGGAGAUGCCUUCCUAACCGCCGAAGCAGGUCUCAGUAUUGACGGGAUGCCCUUCACCACUUAUGACAAUGACCAAGACAACUGGGCCAAUGGAAACUGCGCUAACGAGUUCGGAGGAGGAUGGUGGUAUAACAAUUGCACCGCAGCGCCUCUGACUGCGGAAAAGUUAAUGAACUCGACCCAGAUAACAGCUGCUGGAGGCCCGGAUAGCGCACUGCACGUUGAUUGGAUGACCCAGGCGGCUGCAAAGAGAUCAAUUGGCAUUUCUUUGAUAAUGUUUGGCCUUUAUACCUUUUAACUACUUCUUUGAAGAGCGACAUUUCGAUCGACGUGUAGUCUGAAACAGUGCAAAUGUGUACUAUUUAGGUGCCCUACUAUCUUUAUGAGGACCGUUAUGUGACUUGGCCGUCUAAUUUGCCUUAAUAUUGCAAGAUAGAAACUAUCAAAAGACUAUAAAGCAGAUAACCAAUUAGAAUAUCGUGGGAGCGACGGCUUUCGUAAAAGACCGACUUUAAUAAUGCAGCUACAAUGUAAAUGCACUUACUUAGUCUCUUCAUGUUGUCAAGAAAUAUAUCGUAGACCACUCUGACCUUAUCAUUACGAUCGUGUAUUACACGGUCUAGUUUUGUCUUAUUUCGAAAAUAUCUUCAAUAAAUAUCA
This is a messenger RNA of Lineus longissimus, 1846 nucleotides long. RefSeq names its product fibrinogen gamma chain-like. Gene Ontology annotation, biological process: blood coagulation. The transcript is spliced from 5 exons. The record is from RefSeq and is a predicted model, not a curated record. NCBI's taxonomy places the organism in Eukaryota, Metazoa, Nemertea, Pilidiophora, Heteronemertea, Lineidae. Bases 315 to 1484 code for a protein of 389 amino acids.